Messenger RNA from Pterocles gutturalis (yellow-throated sandgrouse), 1656 nucleotides. RefSeq names its product chromosome unknown open reading frame, human C11orf16. Bases 1 to 1656 code for a protein of 551 amino acids. The record is from RefSeq and is a predicted model, not a curated record. The transcript is spliced from 8 exons. Lineage: Eukaryota; Metazoa; Chordata; Aves; Pterocliformes; Pteroclidae.
AUGGCUCAUUCAAGUACGGGUCACAGGUACUGCAGUGCAAUACCAGCUCUGGACAAGUUCUUGUGCUCCGGUGUCACACCUACUGUCAGCCUCUGCUGCAGGAGCUCCUUUGUAGUGCAUCCUGCCUGGAUCACCGAGCCCCUCAUCCACCAAAGGUGCCGAUGGAUGAGCCACUGCCUGCCCUCCCCUGGCCUGGUGUGGGAGAGGCCGAGCACGCUGGAGAGAUCGGUGGGCUUAGACAGCAACGUCCCUGUGCUGGCGAGAGGGGACCAAGAUGGCUUUUAUUACCUCGGUACAGUAAAAGAGGAGAGUGAGCAGAGUGAAAGCGGCAUGUUCCUGGUAGAGUUUGCCAAACCACUUGUGUCACAUGGAAGGCAUCCAGUGUCUGUGCAAAAAACAGCAAAGGAUGACAUCCUGGAGUACGUGAAUGGGAUGAAGCACUCCUUACUCCCUGGAGACAAAGUACUAGCACCCUGGGAACCAGAUGUGGCCAGGUAUGGCCCAGGAACUGUCCUCUCAGGCAUUGAGACAAGGGACCCCUUGCGAGCCUCAGAAGAUGAAGAAAUUAUGGUCAAGUUCUGGAAUGGCAAGAAAGUGAAACUCCCACGAGGUGUGGCUGUGUGGAUCCCCCCUAGCCUCUGCGAGAGGAUUGUAGAGAUGAUCCACAUGCCCUUCACCAGCAGGGUGAAGUCCAGAGAAAGUCCGGACAAUAACUCUUGUAUUUUUUCCUGCAGUCUGAAACCAGCCUUGACUCCCAUUUGUUCUGUAUGUAGCCUUGCCAAGCACUACUUGCUCUGCUCGCCCUGCUGUUCACGUUUCCACUGGUAUUGGGAUGGUAUAUGCUGUUCGUUAGCAUGCAUAAGGUGCAUCUGCUGCUGCCAUCCCCAUGUUGAUGCCUGGUGGCCUCUUCCACCCAGGUCUCUGGUCUUUCAGAGAGAAACUGAAGAGGCAGAGUCCAGCAGUGAGCCUUCUCCAUGCCUUCUAGAACUGGAAGGUCCAAAACAAGAGGAACCAGCAGCUGUGGUAGCAUCUUCUCCCUCUUCUGAUUCAGAGUGUGACCUGGAGCCAUUCCCCACUAAGAGUACUGUGGUGGACAGUGCUGAUAGCACAGACUCCAGACGUCCUGAGAAGCCCGGGCUAAAAGAUUCCACAAGACCUGUGUGGAAAUACUGGAAAAGAAGCCACCACAUGUUCCAUCCUAAUAAUUCAGCUCGUCCAAUGGAAGACUACCAGAACAAUGGAUUUCAUUGGGAAGCAGGAGCUGGCAGUUGCAGCAGCACAUGUACAAAGGGCAAGCUGAAACCCAAAGCCAUCUCCAUUGUGGACAUGUCUCGUGUUGCCCCGACUAAUCGGAAUGCAAUGUUUGAAACCAUUGAGCAGUCUCCCAGAGGGCAACUCACAAUGAAAGAAACCUUAAGAGACCAAUAUUUCAAGCCGUUAGCAGGGGAAGGUUUUGCAGCAUCAGGAAAACAAAGAUGGAAAAGAGCAAGAAAGAAAACAGAGUCAGAUGAUAAACAUAAAGCAACUUGCACAGGAGACAACAAAGUUGAUGAUACAGACCAUGUCAGAAGAGGACAGACAGAAAAAGGCAGCGAAGAGAGAGACAUGAUCAAUGCUAAUUCAAUAAAUGUACAGUUGGUUAAGUUCAGGAGCUGA